UGCAACUGAAAUCUUCUCUUAAAGAAGAGCUGUCUCUCCAUCUUGCAUGUUUCCAAGAAUGGGGCAUCUACCACCUUCGAUGAUCUGGUGCACUGCCAGGGUGGAUCUGGCUUAAUCUUCAUUCACCCAUUCUGUAUCUGAGAAUACUCCCUGCCUUGGUGCAGCAGUCCCAGAAGUCAUCAGCCCACAGGACAGUGCCCCAUGAGCUGCUGAACACCGGGUCUGUCACCUUCUCCUGGUUCCCAGACAACUGGGUCCUGCCGAAGAAGGCCCAGGAGGUUCUGGAACUCCACCUUAUAAAGAAGAAGCUGCACCAUGAAGGGCACUUGCCUGCAAAGUCACCACGCUCAGUUCCUGGACAGCACCAUCCAGAAGCAGACGGCCAGCUCCGCCGUGCUCCCUGGCCCUGCAGUGGGGAACCUGAGGUAGAGGAGGACCCUCAUCUCCCCUUGCGCCAAUCUGCCUCUACCCUUGUCCUCUCCCAGGUCAGCCCCAAGAGCAUGGGGGGCAGGACUGAGGAUGGGGCUGUCAGAGAGGCAGCUGCUGGGCACCAGGACAGCAGCCGGACACAGGGGGUCCUCCAAGAAGGCGUCCCUGACUCACGGGCAACUGGAGAGGCGCCGGGCAAGAAGCCCUCUGCUGCUGGCUGGCACAGGGAGCCAGCAGAGCUCGGUUGCCCUCCUGGUACAGCGUGCAGGAAGAGCCUGGACACCCACAGCAGGAUGAGGGUUUCACACCUGGCCAGUAAAGUGAUCACCUUCCUCAUAGAAUUUACCCUGCGCCCUGCACUCCUAAAGUGGGCAGUCUACAGGAUCCUGGCUUCUAUUGUCCCUGUCCAGAGCCUCAGGACAGCAAACACAAGGCCUUAGCAAGGAUCAAUGGAUGAAGGACAGGGACAGGAAGCCACGAGGCACAGAGGAGAAGACCUUGUUGAAAUGGCAGCUGAGUACACCCAUCCAAGCCAUGAGCUGAAAUUGAGCUUCACCAGGCAUGAAAUUACUGAGGAGGUUAUUCAGCUACAAAGAAACUUUUUUUUUUUUUUUUUUUAAAUUAAUAAAUGUAACAAUGGAAAACAAUCCACUAGCACUUGCUGGUAAUGGACCGUUCUGCAAAACUGCUGCAAUGGGUGCAGGAAGCUGCCAGCCUUUGUCUAUUCGUGAAGGAAUCUCCGCAUUAGUUGCCAGCUCCAUGUUAAGCUACAAGCCCUCACACAUCUCCAGACGUGGCUGUGAUGGAUCAUCAGGCAAAGUGAGGCUAGAGACAAAUUCCUUUGCCAGGAGUGCCCCCAGUCCAGAGGGCUGUUGCAAGGGAUCCUUGGCUUCCAUCGUCUAUAUCCAGAGCCUCAGGAUACAAGGCCUCAGCAAGGAAUGGUGGGACAAAGACAGGUACAGGAAGACAUAGAGCAUGGAGGAGAGGACUGUGUUGAACUGGUGGCUGAGUAUAACCAUUCCGGCCACAAGCUGCCAGUUUCUCCAGGAGAAUGCUGUUGGAAACAGUGUCAAAGGUCUCCUGCUGCAGACGAAGGUGCCAGUGGCAGAAAGAGGCCCAGGAUCCAGGCAAGAAGAGGUGGGUGUCCGGCUGCAGGUCUCUGGGUCAGUUCCUGUGCUACGAGCUCAACUGUGUGCAGUGCGCAGAGGCCGCCAAGAAGAGGAGCUGGCAACUAUUUGCCCCGCAACGAAAACGCCGGAGCACCUUUGAGUGGAACUCGCCUUCCUCGUCAUGCUGCAGGCGCUGUGUGGGACGCCGUGUGCAGAUCAAACUCCUUCCCCAGAACAGGGGCCGGACUCACCAAGAGCCAGAGGCCCUGGAGCCGCUCAUUCUGGCCACAGCCCAGCCCAGCAUCAAGCUUCACAGCCAGGCUGAUGAGCUUGCGGGGCCAGGUCCCUUGGUGCUGGACAGAAAUAUUGGCCACCAGGCCAGCUCGCCCAUCACUCCAGUCUCACACCCAGCUGAUGAGGGUGGUGGCCACCCGCUUGGUGUUUCGGAUCCUCUUCCCAUGUUGACACUGGAACGGGGAAAAGAGUUCAUGAAGAGACUAGAGGGGCACAUGUGGAGGAAAUGCAAACAGAUCCAUCUCGGAACACUCCCUGCCUUGGUGCAGCAGUCCCAGAAGUCAUCAGCCCACAGGACAGUGCCCCAUGAGCUGCUGAACACCGGGUCUGUCACCUUCUCCUGGUUCCCAGACAACUGGGUCCUGCCGAAGAAGGCCCAGGAGGUUCUGGAACUCCACCUUAUAAAGAAGAAGCUGCACCAUGACGGGCGCUUGCCUGCAAAGUCACCACGCUCAGUUCCUGGACAGCACCAUUCAGAAGUAGACGGCCAGCUCCACCGUGCUCCCUGGCCCUGCAGUGGGGAACCUGAGGUAGAGGAGGACCCUCAUCUCCCCUUGCGCCAAUCUGCCUCUACCCUUGUCCUCUCCCAGGUCAGCCCCAAGAGCAUGGGGGGCAGGACUGAGGAUGGGGCUGUGAGAGAGGCAGCUGCUGGGCACCAGGACAGCAGCCGGACACAGGGGGUCCUCCAAGAAGGCGUCCCUGGCUCACGGUCAACUGGAGAGGCGCCGGGUAAGAAGCCCUCUGCUGCUGGCUGGCACAGGGAGCCAGCAGAGCUCGGUUGCCCUCCUUCCGAUUGUCAGGGUUUAAGGCAAGGCAGCAAUAAACCACGGCAGACACUCCCUGUUACCCAAAACCAGGACACCGGUACAGCAUGCAGGAAGAGCCUGGACACCCGCAGCAGGAUGAGGGUCUUGCACCAGGGCAGAAAAGCGAUCACCUUCCUCAUGGAUUUUGCCCCACGCCCUGUGCUCCUGAAGCGGGCAAUCUACAGGAUCCUUGGCUUGCAUCAUCUCUAUCCAGAGCCUCAUGAUACCACACACAAGGCCUCAGCAACGAUCGGUGGAGUGAGGACAGGAGGAGGACAAGCAUGGAAGAGAAGCCUCUGUUGAACUAGCGACUGCUCAAGUCAUGCUGGGAACAGGCAGCCUCUCUCAGUGUUUCGCCAAACUCACAAUAAAAAUGUGUUUUCUUGUGUUCA
Messenger RNA from Columba livia (rock pigeon), 3030 nucleotides. RefSeq lists its product as uncharacterized. NCBI's taxonomy places the organism in Eukaryota, Metazoa, Chordata, Aves, Columbiformes, Columbidae. The transcript is spliced from 4 exons. The record is from RefSeq and is a predicted model, not a curated record. Bases 1481 to 2941 code for a protein of 486 amino acids.